AUGAAUUGGGUAAAUGAUAGCAUCAUACAGGAGUUUAUUCUGCUAGGUUUCUCAGAUCGACCUUGGCUGGAGUUUCCACUCUUUGUGGUCUUCUUGAUUUCUUACAUUGUGACCAUCUUUGGCAAUCUGACCAUUAUUCUAGUGUCACGCCUGGACUCCAAACUUCAUACCCCCAUGUAUUUUUUUCUUACCAAUCUAUCACUCCUGGAUCUUUGUUACACCACAUGUAUAGUCCCACAAAUGCUAGUAAAUUUAUGCAGCAUCAGGAAAGUAAUCAGUUAUCGUGGCUGUGUAGCCCAGCUUUUCAUAUUUCUGGUCUUGGGGGCUACUGAAUAUCUUCUCCUGGCCGUCAUGUCCUUUGAUAGGUUUGUAGCUAUUUGUCGGCCUCUCCAUUACUCAGUUAUCAUGCACCAGAGACUCUGCCUCCAGUUGGCAGCUGCAUCCUGGGUUACUGGUUUUAGUAACUCAGUGUGGUUGUCUACCCUGACUCUCCAGCUGCCACUCUGUGACCCCUAUGUGAUAGAUCACUUUCUCUGUGAAGUCCCUGCACUGCUCAAGUUAUCUUGUGUUGAGACAACAGCAAAUGAGGCUGAACUAUUCCUUGUCAGUGUGCUCUUCCAUCUAAUACCCCUGACACUCAUCCUUAUAUCAUAUGCUUUUAUUGUCCGAGCAGUAUUGAGGAUACAGUCUGCUGAAGGUCGACAAAAAGCAUUUGGGACAUGUGGUUCCCAUCUAAUUGUGGUGUCUCUUUUUUAUGGUACAGCCGUCUCUGUGUACCUGCAACCACCUUCGCCCAGCUCCAAGGACCGAGGAAAGAUGGUUUCUCUCUUCUAUGGAAUCAUUGCACCCAUGCUGAAUCCCCUUAUAUAUACACUUAGGAACAAGGAGGUAAAGGAAGCCUUUAAAAGACAGAGUCUCACUCUGUUGCCCAGGCUGGAGUACAGUGGCACAAUCUCAGCUCACUGCAAGCUCUGCCUCCUGAGUUCAAGCGAUUCUCCUGCCUCAGCCUCCCGAGUAGCUGGAAUUACAGGCACCCGCCACCAGGCCUGGAUAAUUUUUGUGUUUAGCCAUGUUGGCCAGGCUGGUCUCAAACUCCUGACCUCAAGUGAUCUGCCUGCCUCUGCUUCCCAAAGUGCUGGGAUUACAGACGUGAGCCACUGCACCCAGCCACUAUGUUUUCCAAAGCAGCUACUCUAUUUUAAUUCCCACCAACAACGUAAGAGGAUACUAAGUUUCCACUUUAUUGAAAACACUUUGGUAUUGCCAUUUUUCUUUAUUAUUGACACCCUGUUGGUUGCAAAGCAGUUAUCUUGUGGUUUUGUUUUUAUUUCCCUAAUGACUAGGGAUAUUGAACAUCUUUUCAUGUGUUUAUUGGCCAUUUGUAUAUCUUCUUUGGAAAAAUGUGUAGUCAAAUCAUUUGCCCACUUUUUAAGUUGAGUUAUUUGUCUUUUUAUUAUUGAGAUAUAGAAGUUCUUUACAUAUUCUGGGUACAAGUACUUUGUUGGAGAUAUAAUUUGCAAAGAUAUUCCCCUAUUCUGUAUUUUCAAUUUCUUGAUGGUGUUCCUUGAAGCACAAAGUUUUUAAAUUUUGAUGAAGCCCAAUUUAAGUAUUAAGAAACCACUGUGUAAAUGAAGACCAUAAAAAUUUUUACCUGGGUUUUCUUCUAGGGUCUUAUAGUUCAGCCUCUACAUACAUUUAGGUCUAUGAGCCAUUUUGAGUUAAUUUUUAUGUAUGGUGUGAGGAAGGAGUCCAACAUCAUCUUUUUAGAUGUGCAUACCUAUUUGAUGCUUGUCCCAGCAUCAUUUGUUGAACUGACUAUUAUUUCCUCAAUAAAUUAUCUUGGCACCCUUGUCAAAAAUCCAUUGACCAUAAAUCUGAAAAUUUCUGGACUCUCAAUUUAUUCCAUUGAUCCAUAUGUUUACUUUUAUGCCUGUACCGUGCUUUCUUUAUAACUGUAGUUUUGUAGUAAGUUUGGAAAUUAGGAAGUGUGAGUCCUUCAACUUUGUCCUUCAUUAUUAACAUUGCUUUGACUAUUUUGUGUCUCUUGCAUUUCUAUAUUAGUUUUAAGAUCAGCUUGUUGAUUUCUGC
Molecule: messenger RNA, 2088 nt
Organism: Pan troglodytes (chimpanzee)
Lineage: Eukaryota; Metazoa; Chordata; Mammalia; Primates; Hominidae
Gene: OR2B6
Product: olfactory receptor family 2 subfamily B member 6
Exons: 2
Coding region: 1-1437 (478 amino acids)
Biological process (GO): G protein-coupled receptor signaling pathway
Cellular component (GO): membrane
Molecular function (GO): olfactory receptor activity; G protein-coupled receptor activity
Source: RefSeq, a predicted model, not a curated record